Aspergillus fischeri NRRL 181 is the source of this 372-nucleotide messenger RNA. RefSeq lists its product as uncharacterized. The record is from RefSeq and is a predicted model, not a curated record. NCBI's taxonomy places the organism in Eukaryota, Fungi, Ascomycota, Eurotiomycetes, Eurotiales, Aspergillaceae. The coding region runs from base 1 to 372 and encodes 123 amino acids. The transcript is spliced from 2 exons.
AUGAAUACCUGCAGGAAAUUCUGCGCCGCUCGUCACUCUGAGCUUGGCUACCCUCAGCCUCCUGGGGUCGGGUUCACCGAAGAUGAAUGGCAUCAUUACCGCGGGCAGCGCCUGCUCAGUCUCCUUCCAGGAGACGAUGGCUAUGUGGCAUGGAUUGCUGCACAGAAUGCAUUCGUCGAGGGAACCCGUACUGCAUUUACCCCCUGUUACGGAGGCGGAAUCGACUGUGGAAGGCGCAGCUCGCUUGCGCGAGCUCAACCACCAUUCCCCGACAUUGCCCCCUUCUUUGGUGGGCAACGACUCAGACCUUUUGUCAGGGGCCGGCAGCGCCCUGUGCUCAAGUGGGAGCCUCCCAAGGGCCUUGAAUGGUAA